Messenger RNA from Magallana angulata, 1494 nucleotides. RefSeq lists its product as uncharacterized. NCBI's taxonomy places the organism in Eukaryota, Metazoa, Mollusca, Bivalvia, Ostreida, Ostreidae. Bases 1 to 1494 code for a protein of 497 amino acids. Gene Ontology annotation, biological process: DNA integration. The transcript has a single exon. The record is from RefSeq and is a predicted model, not a curated record. Gene Ontology annotation, molecular function: nucleic acid binding.
AUGAUCGUUAAAAAACCGUUAGCAUCAGCACCAAUGAGGCUGCAGAAAAUGCUGCUGAAGCUACAGUGGUACAACCUAAAAGUCUGUUACCGUAGAGGAAAGGAUAUGACAGUGGCUGAUGCCCUGUCCAGAGAGUACUUACCUGAGGCAGAUCCGGAGAUGGAGACUCUUGAAAACGUCAAUAUGUUCAACAUGUUAGAUGUCACUCCUGAUCGCUACUUGGAUAUAGCCCAUCGCACCAGAUUAGAACUGUCAGACCUCUGUAGCAUGAUAGUAAAUGGAUGGCCGGACAUUAAGUCUGAAACCCCUCUUUGCGUGAGAGAAUACUGGAAUUCUCGAGAUUUGUUAUCAGUCACAGAUGGCAUAGUCUUCAAAGGAAUGAGGAUCGUUAUACCACCAAGCUUACGCAGUCAUAUGCUGAAGCUGAUUCAUGAGUCACAUUUGGGAAUCGUUAAAUGCAAACAGAGGGCUAGGGAGGUCUUGUACUGGCCCGCCAUGAACGCAGCCAUUGAAGAGGAGGUCAGGAACUGUCCUAAAUGUGCCAUGUACCAAAACAAACAAAGUCGUGAACCACUUGUACCAACAAUUACUCCUGAGAUCCCUUAUGGUGAAGUUGGCUGUGAUUUGUUUGAAUUUGAACAGAAAAAAUACCUUAUGAUAGUGGACUACCAUUCCAGAUACUUCGACGCAAUUGAACUGAAGUCCACAACAACAUCAGCAGUUGUCAGUGCAAUGAAAGCUACCUUUAGUUGCCAUGGGAUUCCAAUGAAACUGCGUUCUGACAAUGGACCUCCAUUUAACUCACAGGAGUUCCAUUUAUUUUGUGACCAAUAUGGAAUACAACACACCACAUCAAGUCCGCAUUUCCAAAGUUCCAACGGAGAAGCAGAAAGAGCAAUACAGACAGUCAAGAAAUUAUGGAGAAAGUCCGAUGACAAAUAUCUCAGCCUGUUGAACUACCGCACAACACCCUUGGAAUCGGUCAACCUAUCACCAGCACAACUCCUAAUGGGCCGCAGACCAAGGAACAACUUGCCAACCCGUACAGAGCUACUUAAGUCCAGAAAUACCAGACAAAACCUAAAUCAACAAAUGAAAGAUAUCAAGGAGAAGCAGAAGCUCUACUACGAUAGGAGACAUGUGAAAGAAUUACCGCGAUUAGACAUUGGUGACCCCGUGAGAGUUGCACCCCCUGAAAACUCGAACACUAAAGAGUGGAAACCUGCGACUGUAGUUGAGCAACACAAACAGCCGAGAUCCUAUGUAGUUGAGUUCAACAAUAAUCAGAGGCUCAGACGCAACAGAAAACAUCUCAGAGGAGCAAACGCCAAUGCUAACCGCGUACCAGAGCUCGAAGAAGAACCGGAUAUAGCAAGUGAUUCUGAGAUCAUGCACGAUCCUCCAAUCAUGCUACAAACAACCAUAACAGCUGACAAACCUGUUGUCACUUCUUCUGGUCGCGUGGUAAGAAAACCGGAACGCCUGGACCUUUGA